AUGGCAGGAUCCGAGUUCGACUAUGACGUUAUCAUCAUCGGAUGCGGAGUAGGAGGACAUGGAGCUGCUCUUCAUGCCCGUGGAAAGGGCUUGAAGACGGCGAUCUUCACUGGAAGGGACGUCGGAGGAACCUGCGUCAACAGAGGAUGUGUUCCUUCGAAGGCCCUGCUGGCUGCCGCAGGACGAGUCAGGGAGAUGAGGGACCAGAAGCAUCUCGAGGGUUUCGGGAUCAAAGUUGAGGGAGAAGUGAAGUACGACCGCGAGAAGGUGGCGGCUCAUGCUGAUCAGCUGUCUAAGAACGUCGCCAAGAACUUGGGCAACUCGCUCGAGGCCCUCGGGGUUGACGUCAUCCCUGAGGCUGGCCUGCUCGUGGGCCCCAACAAGGUCAAGAAGGCUGGAACCGACCAGGUUGUCACCGCAAAGGACAUCAUCCUUGCUCCUGGCUCCAUGUUGAUUCAGCCUCGCAAGGUCGACGGCUACACCAGCGUCUUUGCUACCGAGGUUGUGCCGGGCGAGCCGGGCAAGAAGCCGGUCAAGAUCAAGCUCGUGGACGCUAAGACCAAGGAGGAGAUUCCCGACUCUCCUCUCUACGUGGACGCUGCUCUCGUGUGCACAGGUCGUGUCCCCAACACGAAGACCCUGGGGCUUGAGAACAUGGGGAUCGAGACAGUUCGCGGGUUUGUGCAGGUGAACGAGAAGAUGCAGGUGCUGAACAAGGAGGGAGGAAGCGUCAUCCCCAACCUCUACUGCAUCGGCGAUGCCAAUGGCAAGAUGAUGUUGGCACAUGCUGCGUCUGCUCAAGGAAUCUCUGCCGUCGAGAACAUCUGCGGGCAUCCGCACGCAGUCGACCACAACGCCAUCCCCGCCGCUUGCUUCACCCACCCUGAGAUCGCCAUGGUCGGCCUCACCGAGGAGCAGGCGAAGAAGAAGGCUGAGGCUGAGGGCUUCACUCUCGGCAAGUCUACCGGCAGCUUCCGCGCCAACUCCAAGGCCCUGGCUGAGCUCGAGGGAACGGGCAUGGCCAAGUGCUUGUUCAACAAGGAUACCGGCAAGGUGCUGGGAGUUCACAUCAUCGGCAUCCACGCGUCCGACCUCAUCCAAGAGUGCGCCAACGCCAUCGCUGCCGGAACCACCGUGCAGGAGCUGUCGAUGAUGCAUUUCCCAGGGGCUGUACGUCCUGCCCUCCCCGACCGCUGCUGGGCAGCAGCCUUAGAGAUCUGA
This is a messenger RNA of Guillardia theta CCMP2712, 1221 nucleotides long. RefSeq lists its product as hypothetical. NCBI's taxonomy places the organism in Eukaryota, Cryptophyceae, Pyrenomonadales, Geminigeraceae. The record is from RefSeq and is a predicted model, not a curated record. Gene Ontology annotation, cellular component: oxoglutarate dehydrogenase complex; mitochondrion. The transcript has 11 exons. Bases 1 to 1221 code for a protein of 406 amino acids. Gene Ontology annotation, molecular function: dihydrolipoyl dehydrogenase (NADH) activity; flavin adenine dinucleotide binding.